GGGGCUCCUUAAAGAAACGCUGCUGUCGCUCGCCUGCUCGGUCCUCGCUCGGCAUUGUGGCCAGCCAGCCGGGCACUCGGGGGGUACGCGCGGCCGCCGCUCGAGCUUUGCCCCCACCCCACCCGCCGGCAGAUCUGGGGUGGGGACCCAGGCGGGGGCUCCUGCAGCCACUGCCCGGCGCGGACCGCACCGAGCGCCCCACUCCUCCCGGCGCCGAGAAAGGAGCAACGGAGCCCUCUGCAGCCGGCCGGCCUCCCCGCCCCUGACCACUCGCUUCCCGGCUGCCUUUGUGGCCGCAGCUUCUCGCCGCCGAGCCGAGGGCCGGCGGGGGCGCGGCGCGCACGGCCGAGCGAUGCCCAGCUCCCUGUUUGCAGAGCUGGAGCGCAACGGCAGCGGCGGCGGAGGGGGAGGCGGCGGCGGCGGUGGCGGCGGCGGCGGCGGCGGCGGCGGCGGCGGGGGAGAGACCCUGGAUGACCAAAGAGCCCUGCAGCUAGCGCUCGAUCAGCUCUCCCUGCUGGGGCUGGACAGUGACGAGGGCGCCUCUCUGUACGACAGUGAGCCGCGCAAGAAGAGCGUGAACAUGACCGAGUGCGUGCCGGUGCCCAGUUCCGAGCACGUCGCCGAGAUCGUGGGGCGGCAAGGUUGUAAAAUCAAAGCGCUGCGGGCGAAGACCAAUACUUACAUCAAGACCCCGGUUCGCGGGGAGGAGCCUGUCUUUGUUGUGACGGGCAGGAAGGAGGAUGUGGCCAUGGCUCGGAGGGAGAUCAUCUCUGCCGCGGAGCACUUCUCCAUGAUCCGCGCCUCGCGGAAUAAGAACACGGCGCUCAACGGCGCCGUGCCCGGGCCGCCCAACCUGCCUGGACAGACCACCAUCCAGGUGCGGGUGCCCUAUCGCGUGGUGGGGCUCGUGGUGGGGCCCAAGGGCGCCACGAUCAAGCGCAUCCAGCAGCAGACGCACACGUACAUCGUGACGCCCAGCCGAGACAAGGAGCCGGUGUUCGAGGUGACCGGCAUGCCUGAGAACGUGGACCGAGCUCGCGAGGAGAUCGAGGCGCACAUCGCCCUGCGCACGGGCGGUAUCAUUGAGCUCACGGAUGAGAACGACUUCCACGCCAACGGCACGGAUGUGGGCUUUGAUCUGCAUCACGGGUCCGGCGGGUCCGGCCCGGGCAGCCUCUGGAGCAAGCCCACCCCCAGCAUCACGCCCACCCCCGGCCGCAAGCCCUUCUCUAGCUACCGCAACGACAGCUCCAGCUCGCUCGGCAGCGCCUCCACAGACUCUUACUUCGGCGGGGGGACCGGCGGCAGCACAGCCGCCACCCCGCGCCUAGCGGACUACAGCCCCCCCAGCCCCGCGCUCAGCUUCGCCCACAACGGGAACAACAACAACGGCAAUGGAUACACCUACGCGGCGGGGGAGGCUUCCGUGCCUUCCCCCGACGGCUGUCCCGAGCUACCGCCCACCUUCGACCCGGCCCCCGCCCCCCCGCCUGGGGCGCCCCUGCUCUGGGCUCAGUUCGAGCGGUCUCCGGGGGGCGGACCUGCGGCGCCCGUCUCCUCUUCCUGCUCUUCCUCCGCGUCUUCUUCCGCUUCGUCCUCCUCGGUGGUCUUUCCCGGGGGCGGCGCCAGCGCGCCCUCCAAUGCCAACCUCGGGCUGCUGGUGCACCGCCGGCUGCACCCGGGCACCAGCUGCCCGCGCCUGUCCCCGCCCUUGCACAUGGCGCCGGGGACGGGCGAGCACCACCUGGCGCGCCGGGUGCGCAGCGACCCGGGCGGAGGGGGCCUGACCUACGCCGCCUAUGCCAACGGGCUGGGGGCGCAGCUGCCGGGCCUGCAGCCGUCGGACACCUCCGGCUCGUCGUCGUCGUCCAGCUCCUCCUCCAGCUCCUCCUCCUCGUCGUCGGGGCUGCGGCGGAAGGGCAGCCGCGACUGCUCCGUGUGCUUCGAGAGCGAGGUGAUCGCCGCGCUCGUGCCCUGCGGCCACAACCUCUUCUGCAUGGAGUGCGCCAACCGCAUCUGCGAGAAGAGCGAGCCCGAGUGCCCGGUCUGCCACACCGCGGUCACUCAGGCCAUCCGCAUCUUCUCCUGAAGGCGGCGCGCGCCUGCGCGCACCCCGCGGGGAGGGGGG
Herpailurus yagouaroundi (jaguarundi) is the source of this 2128-nucleotide messenger RNA. RefSeq names its product mex-3 RNA binding family member B (gene MEX3B). Bases 353 to 2089 code for a protein of 578 amino acids. The transcript has 2 exons. Lineage: Eukaryota; Metazoa; Chordata; Mammalia; Carnivora; Felidae. The record is from RefSeq and is a predicted model, not a curated record. Gene Ontology annotation, molecular function: RNA binding.